Molecule: messenger RNA, 573 nt
Organism: Rhodotorula graminis WP1
Lineage: Eukaryota; Fungi; Basidiomycota; Microbotryomycetes; Sporidiobolales; Sporidiobolaceae
Exons: 3
Coding region: 1-573 (190 amino acids)
Biological process (GO): snoRNA splicing
Cellular component (GO): U2-type spliceosomal complex
Molecular function (GO): metal ion binding
Source: RefSeq, a predicted model, not a curated record
AUGGCGCGCGACAAGGAGGCCGUGCCGGACGAGGUGCCCGACGACGGCCUGUACCGCGGCGCGAGCAAGCAGAAGAACCAGGUGCCGAGGGCGACUGGGCCGGUCAAGGGCGGGCCGGGCAACGUGCGCACCAUCACGCUCACCGACUACCAGCCCGACGUGUGCAAGGACUACAAAGAGACGGGCUUCUGCGGCUUUGGCGACACGUGCAAGUUCCUCCACGACCGCGGCGACUACAUGCACGGCUGGCAGCUCGACAACUCGUUCCUGUCGAACUCGACCGCGUCGGGCUCGUUCAUGGCCAAGCAGCGUGCGCGCGACGGCGGCGACGCGGCCGACUCGGACUCGGACUCGGACGCCGACGACUUGCCGUUCGCGUGCUUGAUCUGCCGCAAGCCGUUCGGCAACGAGCCUGUCGUGACGCUGUGCGGCCACUAUUUCGACUCGACGUGCGCCAUCAAGCGGUACGCCAAGACGGGCAAGUGCUUCGCGUGCGGCGCGGCGACGAACGGCGUGUUCAACCGGUGCGCCUCUCUCUCUCUCCCUCUCUUGGGCUCUCAGACACGACCCUGA